CACUGGAGAAGCUGCCUAUAUCAGAGAUGGAUGGGGUGUGCCACCAGUCCAGCCAGCUCCCAGCUCUCCUCUCACACUGCACCACUCCCUCACCUAGAAGAGAACACAGAACCGGAUCCAGAGCAGAGCGUGUUGCGCCGGCCUAGCUCUUGGGUCGUCAAGUCUCCGUUCGUUCUUUCUUUCUCCAACCGGCAGCUGAUCUCCUGUGUUAAUCCCGACCGGAGCUGCCUGCGAUGGGCAUCGUCGACGUCGUCUCCGUGUUCUGCACCCUGCCGAGGACUCGCCGGCACCUCAAGAAGAGGAAGCAGUUCCAGACGGUGGAGAUGAAGAUGCGGAUCGACUGCGAGGGGUGCGAGCGCAAGGUGCGCAAGGCGCUGGAGGGCAUGGAGGGCGUGAGCUCCGUGGAGGUGGCGCCGCGGCAGCACAAGGUGACGGUGGCCGGGUACGUGGACGCCGGCAAGGUGAUGCGGCGGUUGGCGCGGCGGACGGGCAAGCGCGUGGAGCCGUGGCCCUACGUGCCCUACGACGUGGUGGCGCACCCCUACGCGCCGGGCGCCUACGACAAGAAGGCGCCGCCCGGGUACGUGCGCAACGUCGUCGCCGACCCCACCGCCGCGCCGCUCGCCAGGGCCUCCUCCACCGAGGUCAGGUACACCGCCGCCUUCAGCGACGAGAACCCCAACGCCGCCUGCGCCGUCAUGUAGGAGUAGCUAGUAGCCGGGGAGUAGUAGUAGAUAGAGUAGCAAGUUGCUGCUGGUGUUUGUUGCUGUUGGAUCAUUUUUUUUUUCCUACUUUAUAUUCUCUGCUACGCUUGUGUGUGCUCUAGUUGGAUGUUGAUUUGGAAAUCCUUAGUGGUAGUAAGGCUUGUAAAGGCUAGCUAGUAGUAGUGUUUGUUGCCUUGUUGAUCUCUGUUUCAUUUCUGCAAAGGAAGAUAUUUUGACAAACGACAGUAGAUAUUAUCAAAGCUGCAUUAUGGAGGCUAA
Messenger RNA from Panicum virgatum (switchgrass), 983 nucleotides. RefSeq names its product heavy metal-associated isoprenylated plant protein 27-like. Gene Ontology annotation, molecular function: metal ion binding. The record is from RefSeq and is a predicted model, not a curated record. The coding region runs from base 234 to 704 and encodes 156 amino acids. Lineage: Eukaryota; Viridiplantae; Streptophyta; Magnoliopsida; Poales; Poaceae. The transcript has 2 exons.